UCCUAGUGCUCCCGGCCUGGGCCUCUCCUCUCCGCUGCUCCUUUCCCCAGGCAGCGCCCGCAGAGGCCGUGCCAUGUCCCACCCUGGCCAGAAGCCCGCCGCCUCCCCGCGGCCCCGGCGCAGCCCAGCGGCCCGCCACACCCAGGAGCAUGUCAAUGUGCAAAUCAGUGGAUCACCUUCCAACCCAGGAGGAAAGAAAGAAUCAGAUGAGAAAAAAGCAGCAAGUCUUGGGACCAGUCAACCCUCCAGAACCUCUGCUGGAAGAACAGCCCCCACCGCCAAGGUAUCAGCUUCCUUGGGUGCACCGAGCAAGUUUUCUAGUAUGAAUCCCACAGAAACUAAGGCUGUAAAGACAGAACCUGAGAAGUCACAAUCAACUAAGCCCUCUGUGGUUCCUGAGAAGAAAUCCCAAGAAGGAAAGCCAGAAAAACACACAGAGCCAAAAAGCCUGCCCAAGCAUGCCUCAGACAAAGGAAGUAAACAUGCUCGUAGUGAAAGAGCAGUUUCCAGAUCAAGCGAACAGGUGCCAUCAGAGAAACCAAUGGAACAAAAGACCAAACCACAAGACACAAUUUCUGCUGGUGGAGAGAGUGUUGCUGCUGGUGUAGCUGCAGCAUCGGGCAGACCUGGUGACAAGAAAAAAGAAGAGAAACCAUUAUCUCCAGCUGUACCAGUUGAAUCCAAACUGGAUAAACCAUCUGGAAAGUCAGGCCUGGACGCUGCUUUGGACGACUUAAUAGACACAUUGGGAGAACCUGAAGAAACUAAGGAAGACAGUCCAACUUAUACCGGACCAGAAGUUUCAGAUCCAAUGAGUUCCGCCUACAUAGAGGGAUUAGGUAAAAGAGAAGUCACAAUUCCUCCAAAAUAUAGGGAACUUUUGGCUAAACCCAUGGGGCCGGAGGAUGCCAUAGAUGUCUUGUCAUCCGACUUCACCUGUGGUUCUCCUACUGUAGAUGGAAUGAAAACUGAAAAAGAGAAAUCUACAGGAGAGGUUUUAAAAGCUCAGUCAUUGAGGACAGUGAGAACUGCUGCUCCACCCCAGGAGAAGAAAAGAAAGGUGGAGAAGGAUACCAUGAGCGACCAAGCCCUUGAGGCUCUGUCAGCUUCGCUGGGAACCCAGAAACCAGAACCCAAGCUUGACCUCAGUUCUGUUACGGAAGUCGAUGAGGUAAAAGCUAAAGAAGAAAGACUAGAGAAGUGUGGUGAGGAUGAGGAGACAGUCCCGUCUGAGUACAGACUGCAGCCAGCCAUGGAUAAAGAUGGGAAACCACUAUUGCCACAGUCUGAAGAAAAACCCAAGCUCCUGAGUGAAUCACAACUCAUAGAUGAACUUUCAGAAGAUUUUGACUGGUCUAAAUGUAAAGAAAAACGAUCUAAGCCAACUGAAAAAACAGAAGAAUCUAAGGUCACUGCCCCAACUUCUGUGGCGGAGACUGUGCCUCGGAUCUCCAUGUGUAGUAUACAGUCAGCGCCACCCAAGUCACCUGCCUUGCAGGGUCAAGUGCCUGAGGACGCUGUAGAGGCCUUGGCUGGCAGCCUGGGGGAAAGGGAAGCAGAUCGAGAAGAUGAAAAACCUGUGAUAGAUAAAGUCACGGAUAAAGCCAAAGAAGAAGACUGUGAAAAACUUGGUGAAAAAGAAGAAACAAUACCCCCUGAUUAUAGAUUAGAAGAUGUCAAGGAUGAAGAUGGAAAACCACUCCUGCCCACAGAGCUCAAGGAGCAGCUUCCACCCUUGAGGGAAGACGUCCUUCUUGAUACUUUGUCUGAGGACUUCUCCAGUCCCCUGAAUACUUCAUCUCUUAAAUUCGAAGAUGCUAAACUUUCUGCUGUCAUCUCUGAAGUGGUUUCCCAAACCCCAGGUUCAGCCACUCACUCUGGAGCCCCACCCCCGGAUAAGUCGCAGAGUGACAAAGAAAUCGAUGAUGCCUUGAAUAAACUCUCUGACAGUCUAGGACAGAGGCAGCCUGACCCUGAUGAGAACAAACCGAUGGAGGAUAAAGUGAAGGAAAAAGCUAAAGCCGAGCACAGAGACAAACUUGGAGAGCGAGAUGAUACUCUCCCUCCCGAUUAUAGACACCUCUUGGACGGUGACGGGAAGGACAAACCUGCGAAGCCACCUACAAAUAGAUCACAGGAGUCAAAGAAUCCUACAGGUAACCGAGACCCCGUUGAUGUCCUCUCAGGAGAUUUUGACAGCUGUCCCUCAACUACAGAAACCUCACAGAACACAGCAAAGGAUAAGAGCAAGAAGGCGGCUUCCAGUUCCAAAGCAGCCAAGAAGGAAGGCAAAGCAAAGGACUCAGCAAAGACAACAGAGGGAACUUCUAAGCCAAAAACUGGUGAAAGAGAUACAAGUUAAAGUUUACACUAUUUGGUAUCUGCAUAUAAAAUCUUCAGCUGGUGAAUGGUGACUUUUGAAGAACAAAAAGCUUUGGCAACAGAACAUAAUGUUUUCUGGGUGGCUGCUAGAUUUGAGUCUUUGACAUCCUAAACAUUGGUUUGUUAUUCUUUUCCAGAAAGAAAAUGAAUUGCUCUGGUUCACCUGUGUAAUUGUGCUGAGUAUUGAUAACCUUUGAAUUUUUUUUUAAUUAAUUGCCUUUGGUUGGGAUAGAAAAGAAGCUUUAUAUUUGUAAUAAAUAUAUUUGAUAAAGUUUCUUAAAGCAACAGCAAAAAAAAAAAAAAAAAGAGAGAGAGAAAACCUUUGCAAACUUCUGCACAUUGUACACACAGUGCCUGUAAAUCUCAUUAGUAUUUUCAGUUUGCACCUUGUUUUUUUUGUUAGCAUUUGGAAAAUAAUGCUUUAAACAUUCUUUGAUGUUCUGAUUUCUUUUUACCUACCCCCUUUCCUCUUGGGUUUUUGAACUGUACUUGAUUUGGAGGUGGGGGCAAAUGUUCAUGAGUGAAACAUAAAAUGUUAUACAUUGGGCACAAACUCCCUCUUGGGCUGCGAGCAGUAAAGUAAGUCGAAUCCCUGGAGAAACCAGGAAGCACUGAACCCUUCUCAGUUUGAACUCUUCUUUGCCACUCUUCUGCACCUUCAGGUCAACACAAAACACAGCAACCUUCAGUCAAGUCAACAAACUACAGACCAGACAAGUCAGUGUGCUGCACGUUUUGAGAACAGGAAAUAAAAUCUAAUACUUAGACUAUU
Molecule: messenger RNA, 3154 nt
Organism: Otolemur garnettii (small-eared galago)
Lineage: Eukaryota; Metazoa; Chordata; Mammalia; Primates; Galagidae
Gene: CAST
Product: calpastatin
Exons: 30
Coding region: 74-2362 (762 amino acids)
Cellular component (GO): cytoplasm
Molecular function (GO): calcium-dependent cysteine-type endopeptidase inhibitor activity
Source: RefSeq, a predicted model, not a curated record